AUUUCGUAUCAUAAAUAGUAUUGCAUUAGUAUUGACCACUAUUGACCUGUUUCCUGUUAUCGAUCUGACUCCGCUUUUUGUUUAAAUAUAAGAUUCGUAAUUAAAAAAUGGAUAGAUUAUAUGCUAAUCUGUUGAGUGAACUAGAAUGUCCAGGUUGUUCAAAUUAUAUGCCACCUCCAAUAAGACAAUGUAAAACAGGUCAUAGUAUUUGUGAAAAAUGUACAAAUCAACUAUUCAAAUGCCCAAUAUGCCAGCAAAAUUUUACAAAAGCAAGAAGCAUAAAUCUUGAGUCACUUGCUAUCAAAAUGCAAUAUCCAUGCACCAAUAGUUCUUAUGGGUGUCAAGAAAGAUUAACAUUUAUAGAGAGAAAUUCUCAUAUGAAAGUUUGCUCAUAUAAGAAAUAUUCCUGUCCAUUGAAGGGAUGCUUUUUUACAGGAAGCAAAAGUGAAAUAAAGAGCCAUUGGGAUUCUAAGAAACUUAAAACCAAAACGUAUGGUAUAAAAAAAGUGGGGCGUAGUAAAUUAAAGGCAAAUUCAUAUUUUGUACGUCUUGUUGAAGCCUAUAAUGAAAAUUUCUGGUUUAAAAAAAUGACAAAGCAGGAAAAAAUUUGUUGGGCUUUACAAUACAUUGGAGAUUCAAAUAAAGCCCUUGAUUAUUAUUUUGAAAUCGAAGUUUUUAAACCAGAUUUUCCAAAAAAAAGGAUCAUUUAUAGUGAUUAUUGCCAGCCCAUUGAAAUUAACAAUGAUGAUCUUUUUUCAAAAAACAAUUGCCUGUCUGCCACUUUUGAUUCUUUGGAUAACUACAUUGGAAAUGAUAAAUUGCUAACAUAUUGCUUCAGGGUUUUCAAGUCAGAGAAAACCUCUGAACAAAUUAAGCAAUACAUAAAUGAGGAUAAUUCUAGUAGUACAUGUAGAACAAAGAGUAAAUAAAGGUUCUGGUCAAAAAAGACCUCAAGUAAAAUAUAGGUUUAUGAUUUAAAUGUCA
Agrilus planipennis (emerald ash borer) is the source of this 984-nucleotide messenger RNA. RefSeq names its product E3 ubiquitin-protein ligase siah2-like. Gene Ontology annotation, cellular component: cytoplasm. The record is from RefSeq and is a predicted model, not a curated record. Gene Ontology annotation, molecular function: zinc ion binding; ubiquitin conjugating enzyme binding; ubiquitin protein ligase activity. Lineage: Eukaryota; Metazoa; Arthropoda; Insecta; Coleoptera; Buprestidae. Gene Ontology annotation, biological process: multicellular organism development; proteasome-mediated ubiquitin-dependent protein catabolic process. The transcript has 2 exons. Bases 108 to 929 code for a protein of 273 amino acids.